AUGGCAGCGACGACACCGAAGCACACGGAGGGGUGGGCAGCCUACGAUGCCUCGGGUAGGAUAAGCCCCUUCAUCUUCAAGCGAAGGUAUGGGCAUAUCCCCCGUGAAGAGGGACCCUUCUCAUCCUCCUCUUGUUCUCGCCUCGUCUCUCCGGCUAACGAAUGCUCUAAACGGAACAGGGAGAAUGGGGAGAACGAUGUGACGAUUAAGAUCCUCUAUUGCGGCAUGUGCCACACCGACAUACAUUACGCCCGCAACGAAUGGGGAAUCACCAUGUACCCUGUCGUCCCCGGGUGCGUCUACUUCCUCGUCCCCUUAUCCUCCGCCCCCACCGCCGUCUGCUGGUCUUCCGUCAAGAUCCUUGUUUUGGAGGAGUCGCCACUGUACAUGCGGAACAGAUUGGCAUUUAUACUAAAUAGGAGCCACCAUGGUGGGGAGGAUCUGGGGGGGAACGUUCCAUCAGGUAGCUUAUUUAGGUCAAAGGUAGAAAUUAGAAUUGAAUCGGAUACAAUAUUUAGAGGGCAUUUAAAGAGGGCGCAGGAGGAUUUAAUGGCCCCCAUCAAUUACUUUCGCGAGAAAUAUACUAAUUGGGAUUCUUGUUCUUCCUGUUCUUCUUCUCCUCCUUCCCAGGCAUGAGAUCACGGGGCUGAUCACGAAGGUCGGGACCAACGUGAGCGGAUUCAAGAUCGGGGACCGGGUGGGCGUCGGCUGCCUCGCAGCCUCCUGCCUCGAGUGCGACUUCUGCAAGCAGUCGGAGGAGAACUACUGUGAGAAGGUGCAGUUCACCUACAACGGCAUCUUCUGGGAUGGCAGCAUCACCUACGGCGGCUACUCCUCUAUGCUGGUGGCCGACAAGAGGUAUUCCAUCCUCUAGAUUCUCAGACUGGCAAAGCACGGCUAUCCUUGCCGAUUCCAAUCUCUUGGUUCUGCUUCUUCCUCCCCGAAAGGUACGUCGUCCGCAUCCCGGACGCCCUGCCGCUGGACGCGGCGGCGCCGCUGCUCUGCGCGGGGGUGACGGUGUACAGCCCAAUGAAGCGCCACAACAUGCUCCAUCCGGGGACGAAGCUUGGGGUCGUCGGCCUGGGCGGCCUUGGGCACGUCGCGGUGAAGUUCGCGAAGGCGUUCGGCCUCCAUGUGACCGUCAUCAGCACCUCCAUUUCGAAAAGAGACGAGGCCACGCGCCGCCUCGGCGCCGACAACUUCCUGUUGAGCACCGACGCCGAGCAGAUGCAGGGAGCGGCCAGGACUCUCGACUUCGUCCUCGACACGGUCUCCGCCAAGCACUCGCUCGGACCCAUCCUCAACCUGCUCAAGGUGAACGGCACGCUGGUGCUCGUCGGCGCGCCGGAGGCGCCGGUGGACCUCCCUUCCUUCCCUCUCAUAUUCGGUAAGAACCUCUUUAAAUCUCCCUGGCUCGCUAAUCUCGGGUCGAAGCAGACAUCAUAAACGGUGACGGUCUCUCCGUCGAUUCAUGUCAGGGAAGCGAGUGGUGGCGGGAAGCCUGAUCGGGGGGAUGAGGGAGACACAGGAAAUGCUGGACCUAUGCGGCAAGCACAACAUCACCUGCGACAUCGAGCUCGUGAAGACGAGCAACAUCAACGAGGCCAUGAAUCGGCUCUCCAGGAACGACGUCCGCUACCGAUUCGUCAUCGACAUAGCCGGGCAGUCAAAGCUCUGA
This is a messenger RNA of Spirodela intermedia, 1678 nucleotides long. Lineage: Eukaryota; Viridiplantae; Streptophyta; Magnoliopsida; Alismatales; Araceae. The record is from the annotation of a GenBank genome assembly.